Molecule: messenger RNA, 2415 nt
Organism: Micromonas commoda
Lineage: Eukaryota; Viridiplantae; Chlorophyta; Mamiellophyceae; Mamiellales; Mamiellaceae
Exons: 3
Coding region: 1-2277 (758 amino acids)
Source: RefSeq, a predicted model, not a curated record
AUGGCGACCCAGGCUGAGCGCAACCUCGCGCUGUGCAAGGAGGUUUUCGAUAUCCAAUCCGAGCUCGCGCUCGACAUCGUCGACCAGGCCGCGUUCGUCGCGGUCGCGUCCAAGCUUCCCGACUUCUUCGCGCCCUCUUUCGCCCUCACCAUGGGCCCCGGCCUCGGCGACGCCGAAGCCGUGAACUUUCGCGCCAUGACCCAAAUCACUCACCCCAUCUUUCACAACGUCAAGAACACGAAGGUGGAGCACGCAUGCACGGUGCUGAACAACGACAAGAUCCGCGCGCUGGAGCACCGCACCGCCGUCUUUCUCGACGCGUGGGGCCGCGAGGUUCCGGGCACGAACAAGAUGUACACGUUCGAGCACGUCGUGGCAUUCGACGCGGCCACCGGGAAGAUAACCGAAUGGCGCCAAACCUGGGAUCUCGUCGAGUGGCAUCUCUCGUGCGCCAAACGCGACGCCGUGAACGACGCGCAGAUCUUCGACCGGAACAGGCAGCUGUACUACGACAUCAUGGGCGCGUGGGGCGCCGGCGAGUUUGACAGCUGUGCGUCAAACUCGCCGGCUGGCGAAUCGAGUCGCGAAACGUUAGCAAAGAAACUCUUCGCGGAUGACUUCACCCUGGACCCACGGUACCCGUCCACGUACAGGCGCGACGCGUGCGACGUGCUGUACGAUGGCCCCGGUGGGUACCUCCGUUGGUGCGACUUUUUUGCGAAAACCUUCGCCACGCCGGACUACACCGUUCGCGACGCGUACCCCGGCGAAAGCGGCGAAGUUUGGGCCGUCGGUCACUACACCCCCACGGACGUCACGUCGAACCGCGCGUUGCCGUUCAAGGUGGAGUUUGUGCACCGCGUCGGCUUCGACGUGAAGGGUAAGUGCGUUUAUUUUAAGGUGUACAACGGCCCGCAGGCGAUCCACCUCGACGCGUUGGGCGCGCCGACGGAGGACGCGGUUCCGCCGAUGAUCCCGACGCCGCCUCGACCGACUUUGGACGUCGAGAAGGAUUUCCAGAAGGCUCUCGCGCUCUUCGAGCUCAACCAGCGGCAGUGGGCGUCCGGGACGUACGCCGCGAGGGACAGGGACGAGGCGCUCGCGGCCAUCGCGGAGGUUUGGGACCCGGAGUGCGUCGUUGACGUCCGGUAUCCGUCGCGAUGUGCGACGAACCUGAACGCGGUGCUGAGGGGGCACGAGGGCGUUCGUCGCUGGUGCGCGGUGCUCUCCGGGUACGACUGUCCCGGCUUUCGCGUGUGCAGGACGGCGAGGGGCCCCGACGGGGACGUGAUCGCCAGGCUCGAGUUCAACGCGAGCGUCAAGGCGACGAAGGCUUCGAUGGACGAGCGCCAGGACUGCUUCAUGCGCGUCGUCGCCAGCCGACGCACGGGAAGGCUGACGCACUGCGUGGUGCACUGGGGCCCGGGUCGGGUCGCGGAGGACGCCGCGUUGGUUCCCGACGCGUCCUCGCCCGGAAGGUUUUUCGCCGUCGUUCACCGCCCCGUCGGGAAGGCUUCCGAGUGGUGGCGGGCGACAGCCGCCGCGUUCGACGAUCCGGCCUCGCUCCGUGAGACGUUCGAGAGACAGUACGAGCUCGGCUACUACAACCACUACUUCCUCCCGGAGAAGGCUGGGGACCCGAACGCGCCCGUCCUGUGCCUGUGGGAGAGCGCCAAGUCCGUCACCGUCGAGGAGUUCCGUUCGUUCAUCGACGGCGCCGACGGACCGUUCCCAAACGGCGAGUUCGCAAACGACGUGUACGCCAUCGCGCCUACCGGGGCGACGGGCGGGCUGCCGGCGACUGGGUUCAUCGCGCCCGCGGACCCGUGGCACGCGCGGCCGAUGCCGACGGCCACGCGCGGGUCGCGCUUCUGGGUGCGUCACAGGUUCAAGAGCGAAGACGACCGCGCCGCGUUUUGGAACGCGGUUAAAGCGUUUACCGCCGCCGACUGGAAGGAAUUCGCCAUCGCGAACCACGCCGCCGGGUACCACAACCCACUCUUCGCCCCGGCGAUGGACGACGGCGACGUCUUCUGCGUGUGGGAGUGCGUGGAUCCGACGACGACUGUGGAACAGUUCGCGGAAUACGUCGACGGGCCGUCGCGACAGACGAGGCUCCUGAAGCACUUCGUCAACGAGUGCCACGCGUGCGACGCGGUCGUCGGGGUGUGGCCGGACGCGAAAUUCGCGAAACCGACGGGAGGAGCGAUGCUGACCAUCAAGCAGACGCCGCAGGCGGCGAUGGCGGCGGCGACGUCCCGAGCCACCGCGGCGUGAUCGAUCGCCAAAAAAAUCGCCAAAAAAAUCGCGAAAAGAAUCCGAAAACGAACGCAGAGGCGGCGAGCUUUCGCGGCAGCCUCUCCUCAUCGCCGCGCGCGGCCCGCGGACUUUUAAAAACAUACAUACUAUGAUGUU